This is a messenger RNA of Helobdella robusta, 1851 nucleotides long. RefSeq lists its product as hypothetical. The record is from RefSeq and is a predicted model, not a curated record. Lineage: Eukaryota; Metazoa; Annelida; Clitellata; Rhynchobdellida; Glossiphoniidae. The coding region runs from base 1 to 1851 and encodes 616 amino acids. Gene Ontology annotation, molecular function: DNA binding. The transcript has 7 exons. Gene Ontology annotation, cellular component: nucleus.
AUGAACAAAUCAGAUUUUAAGUGUGGAUUUUGCAAACAAGGUGUCGAAGCUGAGCAUAUUUGCGGUAAGCUCUGGCAUGAUAAAAAUACAAAAUGUACCUCUCACCAGCGAUGCAUGAAAUGUUCUAUAUGUUGUAAAAGUGGUAAAAAAUCAAAAAAUAACUUGGGAGGAGGAGCAACUGCAGGCUGUGCAAUCUCGAAAUGUAAAAAAACUUUUCAUUUCUACUGUGCAAAAUUAGAUAGGAAUGCUAGAACCCGAAGAAUUGUUCUUAGAAAUUUUAAUGAUUCUGAUGAACCACAAAUACUCUACAGAGUUUUUUGCAGUGAGGAACAUGAGGAGAUGUUCAACAAAAUUCAAAAAAAUAUAGAUUAUUCUGAAGACACUGAUAACGAUGAGUAUAAGAGUGAUUACACGUUAUCAUCAGAUUCAUCUGACUCAUCUGACGCCAGUGGAAAUGAAGAUGCAAAUGAUAAGAAAAUUGGUAAAGCCAAUAAGGAAACACUUCCAGUCUGUGAAACUCAAGAUUCUGGUCAUCUAACAUAUCACGUUAUAUGCUUUGUUGAGAACGCAGAGCAUUUGGUUCCAUCAAAAUUUGAAGUUCUUGUAAAGAGAGCAAAAGAUUUGUUUGAUGCUGAUGCCAGUAAGGUUUUUCUAUGGAAGUAUAACCUUGAAAGAUUCACGUCACAACACAUGCUCUAUCUCCUUCUUGAUAUCAGCCAAGCACUGCAAGCAAAGAAUGUUUUUGAGAUAAAAAGACUGGUUUGUUUGCUGGACAACAAAGACAUUGAAAGAUAUGAACAGUUGAUGCAAAGAGCAGCUAGUGAAGACAAAUCAAACAAUAAUGAAGAUAAUAAAAUAAAUGGUAAGCUAACUAAUAUCAAGACUGAGGACAAAGUUCAAAAUGAACCUGUAAAAUCUAUUUCUAAUUUAGAAGAAAAAAAUAAUGUUUUAAGGCAGAAAAUAGAAAAUAACUUAGACCAUGCAAAUGAAAAAUUUAAUCAAUUGGUUGGGAAGUAUUGUCUUCUUAACAUGCCAGAGGAUACACAUAUCGUCUUCUUGGCUCUCUGUGAUGUGACCGAUCCACAUGGAGAAAUAAGAUACCACAUGAAGAGACCAAGCCGAGUGAAAAAGGAAACCAAAUGUGUCGAAGAAAUUGCAAAAGAUGAUCAAGUAGAUCUGAAAGAUCCUGUUGGCACUAGUGGUACAACUCAACAAAAAUCUUCUCUGGAUGCUGGAAAGAAAGAAAAGAUUGAAUGCCAGGGAGGAGUUUAUGUCUUGGAAUCAGAAAAGGCAUGGAGUACGCAGAAUGUAAUAAGAAAAUUGGUGGACCUUAUGCUGCAACUUGUUUUAAGAGGAAGUCAACGAGGUCUCCUCAUUUGGGACUCUGCAAGCACUCAUCGUGCAAAGGAUAUGAAAAUCUUCUUGGCAGAAAGAAGGGUUGAUCAGGUUAUGAUCCCAGCAGGGAUGACUGCUUACCUCCAGACCUUGGACAUUGCAAUAAACAAGCCUUUCAAGGAUUACCUCAGACUUGAAAUCAAUGAUUAUAUUGAGAAUACGAUGUCAAGGAACAAAAAUAACAACUUCGUGAAGCCUAAUCUGCAGGAGGUAGUCUCUUGGGUAAGGAAUGCAUGGGGCAAAGUCACUGAUAGCUGUGUUGCAAAGGCUCUGAAAGCAGGGUACUUGGACAAAACAUCGCCAUUUGAAGCGAGCUACAUCGCAAAACACGAUAGAUUGGGACCUAUGAUACUGAAGGAGCUGGAGUCAAAUGAAAUCUUGGCUGGAAUUCAAGGUCUUGAUCUGGAAGAAAAUGAUGAUAUCCCAGAAGAUGAUGAUCUUAUUGUAUUUGAAUAA